UCAUUUCUGUGCCCGAUGAGAGAAUGGAGAGAUAGAUAGUUUAUUUCGAAAACUCUAUAACAAACAUAAAUUAAAAAUAGAGAAUUCUGCAGGGCAAGCAAAACCUAUAAAAAAUUUAAAACAUGAGAAGUAUCUCAUGUGGUUAAGAAGGAGAAGGAUAAGUUGCUUUAUUACCGAUUCAGUAAUUUAUUUUCGUCGUGCAAGAAACAUUAAACAUACCGUAGUAAAUCAAGGAAAAGAAAAACAACACCAGGCACACAAUGUUUCGACUGCAAUUAAGGAGGAGCCGCGAAAGACUACGGUAUCAAGUCAUCGUGUCAGCGACACCAUAAAUGCUGAAUGACGUUAAAAACGUCAAAUGAUUACAGGAUUAAAGUAGAUUUAAAUAUGUCCAGGGGAAAAAUUUGAAAAACGUAGAUCGAGACGAGAUAUAGGCUAACUGACAUGCAAAAAUUUCAACGUUUUUGCCUCCGAAUUUUCCACUGCAACGCCAACUGUGUGUGCUAAAAAGAUGCUAGAAUAAUCAGAUAAUGGGAGAAGUUGAUCAAGAAAUCCAGAAUACAACUGUACAUCCAAGACAGCAAAAAGUUAGCAAAUUAAUACUCCAGAAAUAAUAAUGAGAAUAUAUACAGGAAGAGGACCAACAGUGCAAGCAUUUAAAACUUGCAUUAACUCACUCUUGAGCAGAAAUAUGUCCAAUUCUACUGGAGUUAACAAGGUUGUAAUUGCAAGUGCGAUGCGAACACCCAUUGGAUCAUUCCAGGGUUCCUUGUCUUCCAUACCUACCACAGAAUUGGGAUCGAUAGCCAUAAAAGCCGCGAUCGACAAGGCAGGAGUUCCCAUGAAUGAAGUGGGAGAAGUCUACAUGGGGAAUGUACUUCAGGCAGCAGAAGGACAAGCUCCAACAAGGCAAGCUGCCCUUGGUGCAGGAUUACCAACAUCUACACCUUGCACAACAAUAAACAAAGUCUGUGCAUCGGGGAUGAAAGCCAUUAUGCUCGCCUCACAGUCACUAAUGUUAGGCCAUCAAAGUGUAAUGGUGGCUGGGGGAAUGGAAAGUAUGUCUAAUGUCCCCUUUACAAUGCCUAGAACACCUCCAACAUAUGGAGGUGUACAACUCCAAGACCUUAUUGUUGGCGAUGGACUGACGGAUGUUUACAAUAAAUUUCACAUGGGGUGUUGUGGUGAAGAUACUGCUGAAAAAUUCAACUUUUCCAGAGAAGAUCAAGACAAUUACGCUAUAUCUUCUUAUAAAAGAAGUGCUGCAGCUGUAAAGGCAGGGCAUCUCAGUGCAGAAAUUACUCCGGUUACUAUCCCUGGAAAAAGAGGAAAGCCAGAUGUUGUUGUUGCAGAAGAUGAGGAAUACAAAAGGGUGAAUUAUGACAAGUUACCAACACUGAGGGCUGUUUUCAAAAAGGAUAAUGGAACCGUCACAGCUGGGAAUGCAAGCACUCUCAAUGAUGGUGCUGCUGCAUUGGUAUUAAUGACCAGUGAUGCGGCAGAUCGUUUGAAUGUCAAACCACUUGCCAGAGUUGUUUCAUUUGCUGAUGCAGCAUUAGAACCAAUUGAUUUUCCAACAGCACCCGCUUAUGCCAUUCCAAAAGCUCUCGACAUGGCUGGACUCAAGGCCCAUGAUAUCGCAUUGUGGGAAGUAAAUGAAGCUUUUAGCGUUGUCGCUCUUGCAAACAUCAAAUUGUUAGGCAUUGACUCUGAAAAAGUCAAUGUAGAUGGAGGUGCUGUGUCACUUGGACAUCCAAUAGGAAUGUCUGGAGCACGAAUCGUCGGUCACUUGGUUCAUAGAUUGAAACCAGGAGAAUAUGGAUGUGCCGGAAUCUGUAAUGGAGGAGGUGGUGCGAGUGCUAUUGUUAUUGAGAAACUACAGUAAUCAAUUUAGAUAUUCUAGUUGUUAUUUUAAAUUAUUGCACUUGGUUCAUUUUUUGCAUUGACUCGCGGAGUCAUUUCAUUAUAAAAGUUCACACUUAUUGAUGCCUGAUGAAUGUUGGUAUCUGACAUCCUCAUUAUACGCUAUGUCUCAAAUUUAGCAUCUCAAUAGCAUCUAUUUGAAAAAUAUUGUAGGUCUAGUAUAAACUUAAAAUAUGCUCCAUGUGACCCGAAAUGAAGCAUGGUAUAUCAUUGCGCCAUGCGCUGCCAAACACAUUUUCAGCUACCUCUUGUAAUCUGGUCGAAAUCCAGUUUGAUAAUGCAGCUUUGCAAUAAAGAAUUGGUUAUAAAGUAUUUGUGUUGUAUUUUUGUAGAAACUGAAUGAGACAGUUUGUGAUUUAUUUUUAAAUUACUUUAGCUGGAUUCUGUUUGCUGAUAUAUUUUUCCUAGAAGUUUCAUUUACCUUUUGCAACCAUUUCAUGAAGUUCCUUGAUAUACACAAAAUAGUAAGCUUAAUAAUUGUGUUUUCGGUAGUUUACUUCGUAUUUUAAAAAAUAAAAAUCGAAUUAAUUGGGUGUGUUAUUAUUGGUGUUUAACCAAUGAAAUAAAAGGUUGGAGACUGUG
Styela clava is the source of this 2505-nucleotide messenger RNA. RefSeq names its product acetyl-CoA acetyltransferase, mitochondrial-like. Gene Ontology annotation, cellular component: mitochondrion. Gene Ontology annotation, biological process: fatty acid beta-oxidation. Gene Ontology annotation, molecular function: acetyl-CoA C-acetyltransferase activity. NCBI's taxonomy places the organism in Eukaryota, Metazoa, Chordata, Ascidiacea, Stolidobranchia, Styelidae. The record is from RefSeq and is a predicted model, not a curated record.